Sitodiplosis mosellana (orange wheat blossom midge) is the source of this 3246-nucleotide messenger RNA. RefSeq names its product nucleolar GTP-binding protein 2 (gene Ns2). The record is from RefSeq and is a predicted model, not a curated record. Gene Ontology annotation, molecular function: GTP binding. Bases 226 to 2217 code for a protein of 663 amino acids. Gene Ontology annotation, cellular component: nucleolus. The transcript is spliced from 2 exons. Lineage: Eukaryota; Metazoa; Arthropoda; Insecta; Diptera; Cecidomyiidae.
AUUUUUCUCAACUGAAAGUCACGUGUGCACAUAACCUCAAUAUAGUGGGACAACAAUAAAUAACAACGCUAACCGCAUGGUGUACACACAUUCUUUAAUGUGCAUAAGAGUUUUAUCCAUUUUCCAUGGUUGUUGACAUCUGAAUUGAUUAAAUUCCAAUUUUGAUUCAUAGUUUGAAGUAAAUCAUUUACUGUUUUUAUUGGAAAAGCAGAAAACGCGUGAAAUAUGCCAAAAGUCCGAUCCACAGCUGGAGCGCCUCGUAAAGAGGGCUUCAAUCGUAGUGGCCAUUCGAUGAAUCCAGAGCGAUUAACAAGCGGAUUAAAAGGUGUUUCAAAGCCACGUACGAAAGGCACCAUCAAACGAUUGCAAAUGUAUAGAAACUUCAAGGCAAAGCGUGACCCAAGUGGAAAAAUCAUAACACCAGCACCAUUCCAAGGGCGUUUAUCAUCUGGCACAAUGGCUCGUGUUGAACCAACACCAAAAUGGUUUAGUAAUUCACGUGUCAUAUCUCAAAAUGCCCUGCAAAAAUUCCAAGAGGAAAUGGGUAAAGCAAUCAAAGACCCAUAUCAAGUGGUGAUGAAACCAUCACAAUUACCGAUCAGUUUGUUGAAUGAAACCGCUAAAUAUCAACGCGUUCAUUUGCUCGACACGGAGAGUUUUAACACCACAUUUGGCCCGAAGAAGCAGAGAAAACGACCAAAUAUUAAGGUUCGUGAUUUGGAGGACAUGACCAAAAACGCACUAGAUGCAUCAGACAAAUACGAUGAGAAUAAAGAUGUUGAUUUGGUAAAAGAUGAAGCCGAUUCGAAGGAUGUUGUUCGUGAUUGGGUAUUUGGUGCUGGUCAAAGUAAACGGAUUUGGAAUGAAUUGCACAAAGUUAUUGAUUCGUCUGAUGUUAUAUUGCAAGUUCUUGACGCCAGAGAUCCGAUGGGAACUCGGUCGAAAUACAUUGAGGAGUUUUUGCGCAAGGAAAAACCUCACAAACAUUUAUUUUUCAUACUCAACAAAGUCGAUUUGAUCCCAACAUGGGUGACACAGCGUUGGGUGGCUAUUUUAAGUGCUGAAUAUCCAACAAUCGCUUUCCAUGCGUCACUAACACAUCCAUUCGGUAAAGGAUCCUUGAUCAAUUUGUUGCGUCAAUUGGGCAAAUUGCAUAUCGAUAAAAAACAGAUAAGUGUUGGUUUCAUCGGCUAUCCAAACACCGGAAAGUCGUCAAUUAUCAAUGCACUUCGAAGCAAAAAGGUGUGUAAUGUUGCUCCAAUUGCUGGCGAAACAAAAGUAUGGCAAUACAUUACAUUGAUGCGACGUAUUUUCCUGAUCGAUUGUCCGGGUGUCGUCUAUCCAUCGGCCGAAACUGACACCGAAAAAGUACUGAAGGGUGUCGUUCGCGUUGAAUUGGUCACUUGCCCAGAAGAUUAUGUGGAAACAGUUUUGAAGCGCGUUCGCGACGAAUACCUCAGAAAGACCUAUCACAUCAAUAAAUGGGAAUCGCACAUUGAUUUCUUGGAGCAGUUGGCAAAACGCAGCGGAAAAUUGUUAAAAGGUGGUGAUCCAGAUGUACGAGCUGUUGCGAAAAUGAUGCUCAAUGACUUUCAACGUGGUAAACUACCUUAUUAUGUUGCGCCCGAAGAAUACGAAGUGCCAAAAUCCAAAGAAAAUGAAUCGAAUAUAACACAAUCGACACUCGCUGAUGAUCAAUCGGAUAAGAUAUCAGUAAGCGAAUCCGUUAAGAAAGGUCGAGAGCUGCAACAAGUACAAGAUUUCCGUAAGAUUCGUGUCGGUUUGGAAUUCGAAAAGGAUGAUAUUCGUGCAUUAGAAAAAAUUGAUCUCGAAUUGCUCGAGAAACAACGCGAAGAACGAAGAUUAGCUAGUAAACGAAAAGUUAAGGAAGAUGAUGAAUCGUCCGGCAUUAGUGAUUUUUAUUCAGAAGAUGAAUACGACGAAACUUUAAACAAAGUAGUUCGCAGAAAGGCACGAAAAAUUCCAACAAAGCUAACUGUCAAUCCAAAAAAGAGUCCAAUAGUCAAAGCAAAAGCUAGCAGCGGUGAAUUCAAUGUUGAAAAUAUCAAACCACAAGACAAAAAGACACCCGAGAAAACAACCGCCAAAGAACGGCGCGCUGUGGAACGAGCACAAAAACGGAAGAAGAUUGGUACCAAUUUCUAUGAAACAUCAAACGUUAAAAAUCGUAAUCGAAAUAAAAAGAAAGCCGACUAGUAAGCCCACAUUGAUUCUAUUAUGGCUUCAGAACAGUUUUUACACAUCGAAAUUAAAACACUGUAUGUAAAAAUGUUGUCAACAAACCAGUUUAUUGUUAACACAAAAAAUAAAACGUAAAUAUUUUUAAAUAAAUUUUUGCUUCAAAAAAUCAUUGUUUUCUGUGAAUCAUGAACUUACAAAAACGGCAUAUUUUCGUAUGGAUAAGGUAAAGAUCAAAAAUUAUUAUUUUAGAAUUUCAAGGACGUAUGUUUUGUAUGUGUCUCAUUCGUAAUUUUUUUAAAAACUUAAUAAAUACCCCUAUGUAAAAAAGGAUAUCUAAAAGAAUGCAGAAUAAUUGGACUGUGACAUGAAAUCGAUGCAUUCGAAUACUCCAAAAAUACAUAGAAAACAGAAGCAAAAAAUAUACACUAAAAAUUGUAAUAUCGAUUCUAUUAACCUCAGAGAAAUAGAAGAAGUAUAAAAGAUUUCAUAAAUUCAUGAUUAGUCCUUUGUCUAUAUAUUGGAUUUGAAAAUAACGCACAGUCACUGAUUCAACGUGUUCACCGAACAGUCCUUACGGAAGAAGCGUUGUCCACAGAACUGGUUCAGUCGAUAAUAAUUGAUCGAUGAUGCAAUUGUAAAAAAAUUCAAUGUGGCCUCUUGUCUUUUGUACAACGAAACAGUACGCAAUUAGAAUGAUAUGCCAUGUUUUUGCAAGAAUGAUUCGUUUUAUUUAAUUUUUUUCCAAUUUUUUUUUAUUAAUCGUAAUUGUUGUUUUUGAUUUGUCAAUUCUGAUUUGUGUUCAGAGGUUUACGAUGACUGAUUUUGCGGUCCUAUAGUUUAAACGAAUUAGUCGACCGUUUGUGCAAAAGUAUCCUCUUUUUCCAUCAAUAGUUUUUUUUUAACAAUAAUCUACAAUUUCGUCGUUUUUAUGGUUAUAAUAUAACAAUAGUGACCCUAAAAAAUGUCUACUCAUUAUUUCUAUAAAUAUACACAAAAUCACUUGAAAAAAAUCUAAAUUUUACGUAGUAAAAUCGUUCCUCACAA